AUGAAGAGAAAAAUACUGAUUUUAAUAUUAUUAACGAGUUUAUUGGAUUUUGGGAAUGCUUAUAAAUUUACUGGGGGCGACAGUUGUAUUGAUAACGACAAGCAAUGCGACUUUUUAGAACAAAUUUCAUUAAAAGACAGUUGCACUUCUUCAAACUGCAAAAGUGAGAUCAACAAAGAACGAGUCUGGUUCUACGGACAUGAGUUCAAUACAAAUAAGGUCUUUGUCCAUGCAAAUGGGCACACGACAUUCGGAGACGAAGAGAUCGACUUCGGAACAAAAUCAUCAUUCGGUCAAGCUACUAUGAGAUCUUAUGGAUCACGUGGAUUUCCUUAUGUAAACCUCCCUUACUUCAAGUGCUUCAGUGAUGAAAUGAUAGAGAUAAUUGAGUACGAGUUUUAUUGGACCUUAUCAGACGAUUGCCGACACGAAGCUCAAGAAGUUCAGGAAAUUAUCGACGAAUACUUUGAUGAAGAAGAAUGCAAAACAUAUUUCGAAGUUAUCUGGAAAACUUGUGUACGCGAAGAUAGCACAAUUCACGAUGACUUCUCAUCAAUUAUCGUUUCAUCUACGGAUUAUACGCUCAUCAUCAAUCAUUAUGAAAACCUCUCAGAAAUCAACGCGGAGGUCCUUGUUGUUGGCGUUGCAGGAGGCGAGUUCACAAAAUCUUGGUUUAGCUUCGACAUCAACCAGACAGAGAAUGCAGAUCACAAGGCGACGCUAUUUCUCGGAAGCUUGCAGAAGUCAUCAAAUAUGGUUGGGGAAAGAAAGGGCUACUGGGCCUGGUCUUCCGAACAGCAGGAAGAACAAGAAACGCCAAAGCGAUUCGGAUCUCUUGACAAUCUAAAACCUGAAGAUGCGCAACAACUUAUUGACGAAGUUGAAGACAUCAUGGAUAAAAUCGAUGUCUCUGAGGAAAAAUUCGAUCUCGUUCUACCGAACUUGCUGAUUUCCGUUGAUCUGAUGUCUAGAUACGUGACUUUUGGUGAUACAUCGAUCGUAACAAGAUCGACUUUACCAGACUCUACUUUCAAAUGCGGUCUUGCAGAGGAAGCAAGGCUUGAUUUAGGAUCAAAAUCACUUAUCCCACAGCUUAAUUCUAUUGCAGAAAACAGAGUCAAAUGCGCUAUUUUUGCAAAUGCUUCAAUUUUUGCUACAAAUGCCAGUCAAACGACAACAGGAGAAGCCAUUUCUUUCUCAAUUGGCGAUUACAAGAUUGAAGACUUGAACCGAGACGACAGAAUUCAGCUUGUGUUCUCUAGAGAUUCCACAAGAAGGGGAGCUAACCGAAAUUGGGACACCUGCAAUUACUGGGACAUAGAAGCGCAAGAAUGGACUGAUAGCGGAUGCAUCAAGGAUGUGAGACAAUCAACUAAAGACAAAACCGUUUGCAAAUGUAACCACUUCACCAAUUUUGCUGCUCUGUACACACCAUUCCGCGAUGAAGACUCAAUUCCAGAGGCUCAUAAUCUGAAUAUGACUACUUACAUCGUUUCCGCCUUGUCUAUCGCUUGUCUUUUGGCUACUUUAGGAAUUCACCUGUGGUUUGAAAAGUUGAGAUCAAACGCGCAAAAGAGAAUUUUGAUCAGUCUCUGUUUCGCACUUCUUGGUCGUGAUGCUUGUAUUCUAGCCAUAGGAUUCUCAGGAACUGGCCUAGCCAGCUGCGAGUGCAAAGAUGCAUAUUUCAAAGCAUACGCGGGGAAUGAUACAGAGAGCUCAUGCGGAUUGAUCGAAAAAAGAAAUGAUACGAUUGGAGACUCCAUCGGAGAUGUUGUUGAAGCUUAUAGAAUUGGUGACGACGAAUGGAUGAAACUGCGCUAUGAGAUGAACUAUUGUCCUCAACUGGUCACUGCCGCCGCCUUUGCUCAAUAUUUCAUCACCGCCGUAUUUUUCUGGAUGGCGUGUGAAGGGGUACACUUGUACUACAGUGUCGCCGUCGUGCUCAACAAACCAAGGAGCAAGUACAUCACGAAGCUCUCCGUCGUCGGCUGGGGAAUGCCGCUGCUUUUUACCGUCAUUGUUCUGAUUGUCGAAGCCACUACUGGAAAAGGAUACAAGCUGAACUUCGAGUACGCAAGAGAUGAGGCUAUAGAAACGAAUUUUUGGAUAUUUCUUGAUGACACCAUGGAUCAAAACUUCUAUGUAGAAAAGCUCAGCGGAUAUUUCUUUGACUUGUUUUUGAUCCCUUACUUUAUCAUGGUGAUGUUCGGAAUGGUCCUUUCAGCGCUAAUCAAUAGCCAAAGUAAUGUUGUCAAGACUUUUCAAAGGAUAUCGAACUUUCUCUCCAUGAAGCCAGAUGAGAAACGAAAACCACUCGCGCUGCACCACCAAAACUGUCCAGAAACUUAUCGAACAACGCAACAAAGAAUCAUCAGAAACGACUUCAGGGAAUGA
Molecule: messenger RNA, 2394 nt
Organism: Oikopleura dioica
Lineage: Eukaryota; Metazoa; Chordata; Appendicularia; Copelata; Oikopleuridae
Source: the annotation of a GenBank genome assembly